Messenger RNA from Aspergillus ochraceoroseus IBT 24754, 863 nucleotides. RefSeq lists its product as uncharacterized. The coding region runs from base 105 to 671 and encodes 188 amino acids. Lineage: Eukaryota; Fungi; Ascomycota; Eurotiomycetes; Eurotiales; Aspergillaceae. The transcript has a single exon. The record is from RefSeq and is a predicted model, not a curated record.
CUUUUCCUUGGAGUAUGGGUUGGCUUUACUUUACUCCUGAUUAGCCCUUUCUCGUUGUUUUAGAUCAUGAUUUUCAAGAUGGGUUGGCGCUGUUCAUAGACUGGAUGCAUCUGUUGAAACCAAAAGCAUGCGGGAGAGGAUGUCUGUCUUUCUGGGUCAUUUCUUGUUGGGUACACAUUUUCUGCAUCUGGGAGGUUUUUUGUCCUUAUGAUAUAUCCAUACUUAGGCACUCUUCUAUUACUACUAUUACUACUACUAUUUCUUUUGCUUAUAUUUCAAGACAAGCCCCGCAAGAUGAUUCCGCAGCAGCUCAGAGCUGGAGUUCACCUAAUGACCACUUACUCAAUGUACUCAGGUAUCACUACCUAGGAGUUGUAGCUCUGCUUCCAAUCAUAUUGCGCUGUGGUUGUACGGAGUAUAUGGAAUAUAUAUCAAAGUUCCGAUCAGCUUAUCAGUGGCCAAUCAUACAUUCAUCUCCAGAUCUCUUUCUUUCUCGAAACUUGCCUACGGCUUCUUUUUUCCUUUGCUUUUUUUGGGGGGAUUCCUUCGCUUUCGCUCCACCCUCCCCCCUUUCGUUUUUUUCAUUCGCUAUCAAUCGCUACUUAUUUUACUGCCGUCAUGCACUGCAGACAGAAUUGCUCGCUGCUUUGACCAUUGCCUCGGAGAAUUAAAAAAAAAAAAAGAAAAGAAAAAAGAAAACCUCCUGCGGCUAUCCAUCAUCGCACUGGAUUUGGUUUCCCGUGGAACACACCAUCUCUCUCAGCCCCGAGCAAAGUGCUCUGCUACUUUACUUACUGGUGUAUGGCUUACAUGACGGCUGACUCGUUCCUCGAUCUCUCACGAUAUACAGCCUCCCCCUCCUC